Adineta steineri is the source of this 1695-nucleotide messenger RNA. The record is from the annotation of a GenBank genome assembly. Lineage: Eukaryota; Metazoa; Rotifera; Eurotatoria; Adinetida; Adinetidae.
AUGAUAGCAAUAACUGAUAUUAGAUCUCUACAAAGAUUUUUACUGUUAUUUACUUUUUUGAUAUUAUUGAUCAAGAAUCAUGUUAAUUGUGGUCGAGCUGAUUGGACAAUUGAAAAGGAUGCUUCAUUUUGGAGAGAACAAGCUAGAAUAUCAAUUAAUGAAGCAUUGAAUAGACGUGAGAAUACAAAAAUAGCUAAAAAUGUGAUUAUGUUUUUGGGUGAUGGAAUGGGUGUAUCAACUGUUACGGCCGGAAGAAUUCGAAAAGGACAAGUUAAUGGACAAUUAGGAGAAGAUCUUCUUACAGAAAUGGAACAAUUUAGUCAUUUAGGUUUAUCUAAAACAUAUAAUAUUGAUCAUCAAACACCUGAUUCAGCAGCAACUGCAACUGCUUAUUUAUGUGGUGUUAAAGCACAAUUAGGUACAAUUGGUGUUGAUGGACGAGCUAAACGAACGAAUUGUACAAGUUCUCUUGGUGCAAAUGUUACAAGUAUCCUUGAUUGGGCUCAACAACUCGGUAAAAAAGUUGGUAUUGUUACAACAGCUCGUAUUACUCAUGCAACACCUGCGGCUGCUUAUUCUCAUGUACCUGAACGUAAUUGGGAAGCUUAUGAUAACACAAAUUUUGGUGCCACUCAAACUGAACAAGGUUGUACUGAUAUAGCACAUCAACUUGUUUUACGUUCUCCACCUAUUGAUCUAUUAUUUGGUGGUGGUCGUCGAUUUUUUUUCCCAAGAUCAACACCUGAUAUUGAAAAUUCAACAUUGUUCAAUUCUCGUACAGAUAAUAAAUCACUUAUUGAUGAAUAUUGGAAAGGUCAUUUUAUUUGGAAUAGAACUGAAAUGAAUAAAAUUGAAUUAGGUUCAUCAAGACCUAUAUUUGGUUUAUUUGAACGUGAUCAUUUGCAAUAUGAAACAGAUCGAUUAAGUAAAGGAAAUGAUGAACCAAGUUUAACAGAAAUGACAAGAUUUGCUAUUGAACAUUUGCUAAAAACGAAUCAAGGUUUUUUUCUUCUUAUUGAAGGUGGAAGAAUAGAUCAUGGACAUCAUGAAACACGUGCACGAUAUGCAUUAGAUGAAUAUGUUCAAUUUGAUACUGCUAUUGGAGAAGCGAAAAAAUUAUUGACAGAAAAAGGUGUUCUUGAUGAAACACUUCUUGUUGUUACAGCUGAUCAUUCACAUGUAUUUUCCUUCGGAGCUUAUGCUGCACGUGGUUCAAAUAUUUUAGGUUUUGGUUCAUUAGAACAAUUAAAUGUUAGUGAUGUUGAUCAAUUACCUAUUAAUAUAAUUACUUAUGGAAAUGGACCAAAUUUUCCUUCACCAAGAAAUGCAAGUUAUCUGUCUACACUUGAUACUAAUUCAACAUCAUAUUUAUCGCCAGCAGCCUUACCAAUGAGAGCUGAAACACAUGGUGGUGAAGAUGUGCCUGUAUAUGCUCAUGGACCAUGGAGUCAUUUAUUUAUUGGUACUAUGGAACAACAUACAAUUGCACAUAAAAUGGCCUAUGCAGCAUGUUGGGGAGAUUAUGUGAAUAGAGCUGGAUGCUCAGAAAAUCCUGCAAGUUCAAGUACUACAUCUCCAAAUACAAGUACUACAUCUUCAAAUAAUCAUGCAAAUUCGAGUAAUCAAUUUCAAUUUAUUCAAACUUUUAUUCUACUAUUUUUUUAUUUUUAUAUUUUUACCGUUACAAAAAAUUAA